Neolamprologus brichardi is the source of this 1553-nucleotide messenger RNA. RefSeq names its product armadillo repeat containing 6 (gene armc6). Gene Ontology annotation, biological process: hematopoietic progenitor cell differentiation. Gene Ontology annotation, molecular function: protein binding. Lineage: Eukaryota; Metazoa; Chordata; Actinopteri; Cichliformes; Cichlidae. The record is from RefSeq and is a predicted model, not a curated record.
UUUGCUAUUCACGUACAUUUUUCCGCACAAUUUCUCUUCUCUGUGAAUAGUACCAAACAGUCGACAGCGAAAACUGCGUUACUGUGAUCGCUUCAUUCAUGAUACCGGAGAAAGCAUCCUCUUUCAGGGCGGAGAGUUGAAGAUAACGAGGCAAAAUGGCCAAACGGAGAAUCACACAGGAGACCUUUGAUGCUGCUGUCAGGGAAAACAUGGAGGAGUUUGAGAUGGACCCGGACGAGGCUUUGAGGGAGGCUGUGGAGCAGUUUGAGUCUCAAGGUGUGGACCUCAGUUGCAUAGUGAAAGCUGUCCCAACAUUAUCAUCGGCUGACAGUCAAGAAGAGCAGACACACGAGGUCCUACAGGCGUUGGAGUCCCUCCGAAUUGGAAAAGACUCUGCUGGUGUGACAGCAGACCUAAAAAGCUUCACUGAGCAGUGCUCACUGGGAUUUGCCCAGCGGUACCUCGCUGCCCAGAAAGACGCCUACCCCGUCAUCCUGUCCUACUGCAAAAAGAGCACGGGGGAGCAGGAAGCAGCAUUAGCUGCGCUGUCUGCUCUGGUCGCGCUGAUGGAUGGACAGCCAGACUUGCUGGAUGCAGAGGGCCGGCAGUUCCUAUUGGAUGUCCUUAAGAAGUACCAGGCAGACUCUUCUGUGACACGGGUCGCCAUCAGUGCCGUGCGGCACUGCUGUUUAAAGCACGAACAGAACAGGCAGGAUUUUGUCAAAGGCGGCGUCCUGCCGCUGCUCACUGGUGCCAUCACACAGCACGGUGAAUGUGCGGAGAUGGUUAAGGAGGCCUGCGCAACUCUCCGAGUCAUGACCUUUGAUGAUGACGUGCGGGUUACGUUUGGGCACGCUCAUGAACACGCCAAGAGUAUUGUUCUUGAACACAGCGGACUGAAGGUGUUGAUUGAGGCUGCCAAAGCUCACCUUGGCAACACUUCUGUUUUGAGUGAGCUGUGUGCGACUUUAUCCCGUCUGGCUGUACGCAAUGAGUUCUGUCAAGACAUCUGUGAUAUGGGCGGAUUAAAACUCAUGAUGACUUUGCUCGCAGACAGCUAUGAGUCAGCGGAGCUGGUUCGGCAGGUCCUUAGCGCGAUCCGAGCCAUAGCAGGAAAUGAUGACGUGAAAGACGCUGUUGUUAAUGCCGGUGGAGUUCAGCUCAUUGUCAUCGCCAUGAACAGGCACAUGAGCAACUCUGCUGUGUGCGAGCAGGCUUGUGCAUGCCUCUCUGUCCUUGCUCUACGUAAACCCAACAACUGCAUGGUCAUCAUGGAGAAUGGAGGUGCCUUGGCUGCCCUGCAGGCUAUGAAGUCUCAUACCGAUGUGGUGAACGUGCAGAAACAAGGGUGUAUGGUGCUCCGAAAUCUGGUCGCACGAAUGCGUAACUUCAGCCAGCCAAUCUUGGAGAUGGGAGCAGAAGCGCUGAUAGCCCAGGCGCUGCAGAACCAUCAAGACUGCGGUGAUGUAGGCAAGGCGGCCUUGAGAGAUCUGGGAUGUCAGGUGGAGCUUCGGGAGCUGUGGACUGGCAAACAUGGCAGCCUUACCAACUGA